Messenger RNA from Vanrija pseudolonga, 8304 nucleotides. RefSeq lists its product with no specific name. Gene Ontology annotation, molecular function: calcium-activated cation channel activity. Gene Ontology annotation, cellular component: plasma membrane. The transcript has 13 exons. The coding region runs from base 545 to 5773 and encodes 1742 amino acids. The record is from RefSeq and is a predicted model, not a curated record. Lineage: Eukaryota; Fungi; Basidiomycota; Tremellomycetes; Trichosporonales; Trichosporonaceae.
CAGCGGCUCGUGCAUUCUUUCGACCUCAACUCUGCUCCAUUGUCGUGCAUACACGCGCAACGACUACAACAACAAGGGGACAUUGACAAUAACAACGACCACCUCGACUCUCACCUUCUCUUUGUAUCAGUGACGAUCCGACACACGCGCCUUGGCCGCGUUCCCCGCGUCGUAACAACACGACGACUACACUGCCCGCCAAGGUUUACAACACCAGACACCGCCCCCUCCAGUGUCCCCCACCCUGGCAACACCCACCUCCACGCGUAGAGUCCAACUCACGGCCUUUGUUCAACCCCCCUCGAGUCUCCCGGUCCAUCGUUGUCUCUUCUCUUGCAUACAGUACUCUCAAUCAAGCAUCCCAAUAGACAUUUAUACAUUCCACAUCCACAUCCACGACGGAGCGCCGGCAACGAGCAGGUCUCUUGCCCCAUUCCACAUCGCGCCCGGGACGACCCCCCACUUCCACGCCGUCACGCAAGGACGCUCGUUCUCAAGAUAACGCACAGUCUUCCCUCUUGACACCACCACAACCACCACCACCAUGUCCACCGAUGCCAACGACGCCCUCCUCGAGGCCUUCAAGCUGCGAAACGAAGCCCUCGGCGGCACAGCCAAGGGUAUCGCCGUCCAGAUUGGCUUGAUGAGUGGUAUCUCGGUCGCAACCGUGCUCGCAUUCUCGUUCCUUCGGCCACGAGAUACCAAGGUGUACGCGCCCAAGGUCAAGUACCAGAUGGCGCCGCCGCAGAACCCACUCGAUGACCCAGACUACGAACCGCCUCCACCGCCAGUAUCAAACGGCCUGUUUGCAUGGCUCAGCCCCGUCGUCAAUGUCAAGGAACAUGAUAUGAUCGCCAACAUUGGUCUCGACGCCGCGACAUUCCUUCGCUUUGUUAGAAUGCUCCGGACGACGUUCAUCUUCGUGUCCAUCUUCGCCGCCGGACUUCUCGCUGUUGACGUUAUCUACAACCUCAAGUACUUGCCGAGCGCGAACCGCACCAUCUUGACGACCAUCACACUCCAGAAUGUCAAAGGCUCCUGGGUGUGGCCUGCCCUCGGCGUCAGCUACUGCAUCAACUUCAUCGUCAUGUUCCUUGUCUGGCGCAACUGGCAGGCAAUGGUCCAGUUACGACAGACGUGGUUCCGGUCACCUGGGUACCAGUCAAAGGUCAACUCGCGUACUCUGAUGAUCACCCGAGUCCCGAAGCAGUACCGCAGCGACGAGGGUGUCAUUCACCUCCUUACGCAGCUCAAACUCGAUGGCAUCAAGAUCGCCAACAGCAUCGAGAACGCGUCAGUCGGCCGUCGACUGGGAGACUUCCCUCACCUAGUCGACGAACACAACGAAGCAGUCAAGGAUCUCGAAAAGGUCCUAUGCAAGUACCUCAAGGGCGGCAAAAUGGCUAGCAAGCGGCCAAUGAUGCGCAUUGGAGGCUUCAUGGGCAUGGGAGGGAAGAAGCACGAUGCUAUCGAUUACCUCGCCAAGCAGAUCAAGUUCCUCCGUGACAAGGUCGACCAGCAGCGCCAGUACAUUGACUCUCUUAUUCGCCAGGUCAAGUCGGCGAAGAAGGGCGGGCGUCCACCUCCCCGCAUUGAAGGCGACAACUUUGGCUUUGUCACCUUCAAAACGAUUGCCGAGGCGCACCGCAUCGCGCGUAUGCACCGCGGUCCGAUCAAGGAGCUCGGAGGAGCUGUCAUCCAGCUGGCACCGGUCCCAAGCGACAUUGUGUGGAAGAACAUCAACAAGGACCCGAAGGAACUGUCGUCCACCAAGGUCAUUGGGUUCGUUCUCAUUGGUCUGCUCGGGUUUGUCAACCUUCUCCCCAUUGUUGGCAUCUCGACCCUGUCUAGCUUGGCCCAAUUUGCUCAGAUGUGGAACUGGGUCAGAGUGUGGAGCCAGCAGAGCAGCUUUACACUUGGCCUCGUUACCGGCCCGCUCCCUCCUAUCCUCUCGGCAACCUUCUCCUUCUUUCUUCCCAUCGUCAUGCGCAAGAUUUGCAAGUACCAAGGCACCAUCACCAAGACGCGUCUCGACCGUUCGCUCACGGCUCGCUACUUCUUCUUUAUGGUAUUUGCCUACUUGUUCGUCUUUGUGCUCGUCGGCACGAUUUACGGCAUCGUCAGCACGGCUGUCAGCCUGGGCAUCAAGAAGGACGGCGACGGCGUCAUCAAGAUUCUGAAGGAUAUCCCCAGCUCCAUUCAGCAGUCAUAUGUUUCGACCAGUACCUACUGGCUCAACUGGCUGCCUCUCCGUGGUUUCCUCGUCUUCUUUGAGCUCAUCCAGCUGUUCAAGCUCGCCUUGGUGUCCAUCCGCCGCUUCAUGUUCUCUUACACCCCUCGCGACAUUCGCGAGUUGACCAAGCCGCCCUACUUUGAGUACCCGGUCGUCGCCGUCAACCUGCUCUUUGUCGCCACCGUCGCACUGGUGUACGCACCGAUCGCGCCAAUGGUCCCAAUCGGCGCCCUAAUCGUCUUCUGGUUCUCCACCGUCGUUUACAAGUACCAGCUACUUUACGUCUAUGUCUCUCGCGCGGAGAGCGGCGGCCGCAUGUGGAACGUCUACGUCAACCGGUUGAUCAUCAACUGCCUCCUGAUGCAGCUGCUCAUGGUGCUCACAACGGGUCUCAUUCGUGACCAGUGGCUGGAUGCCAUUGCUGCUGUCCCACCGCUCAUUAUCAUGAUUGGCUUCAAGAUCGCCCUUCACCAAACUGUCGAGCACAAGUUCAAGUACUACCUGCCAACUCCUCAGGAGGUCGAGCAGCAGCAGCAACGGGCCUUGUUUAGCGAGAAGCACGGCAAGCGUCAGGACCUCUCGCGUCGCUUCCUGCACCCUUCUCUUCAGCCCAAGGCCCUCUACCAGGUCAUGGUACACAAGAGCCAGGAAUCGCUCGCCCGUCAGGUCCUCUCCGCCUACCCCUGGUUCGCUGGCAAGCACAAGCACGAUGGCGUCGAAAUCAAGGCUGUCCGCGAGGAGAACCUCGAGUACGACCCAGACCGCGAUGCUCCUUCCGAGGCCCAGCAGGACGCCUGGGAGACGAGGUCGAUUGCAUCAACUGCCGCCUUCAGCAAGGUCGAGGACGGUUCAAUCUCGCGUCCAGGGCUCCACCACUCCAACGAGUCCGAGUCGUUUGUGCCGCUACACACUGCCAACCGUUCCACCGAUGAGCUCCUCAACCACAGUGCACCCGUUUCCCUCUCUGGCCACCGUGGUAGCGAGGACGGUCAGGCUCCGCUUCUCAACCGUAAUCAGUGGGAUCAGACCCCGGCCGACUACAGCCACGGCGGCGUGCCCUACCCUCCUAGUUCAUUCAACCAAGGGCCAUAUGGCUACCACAAUGCGCCUCCUCUUCGCUACGACACGAGUGGUGAUCUGGGCCGCUUCAACCAGGGUUACAACGACCCGUACGAGAACCGUGGCCACCAAGGCUCGGGUGUUGGCUCUGGAGGCUCUGGCGGAGGUUACGCUCCCCAGGCCUAUGGCCAGCGCGGCUACACUCCGGAGCCAUACAACCCCGGCUACGACCAGCGGUAUGGAGGUGCCUCGCCCCACAGCUUGGCGACCUCUCCACAACGGUUCAACCACUUUGCCCCCCUCUCCCCCGACGCGGUCAACAACCAGCUCGACGAUGUCGGCGGCGAGAUGAGCGCAAUCCUCGGCCUCGUGCCGCGCACGACCGACUCGAGCCCCGACUCGGCACCCAAAGGCCCAUUGCUAACGUACUCGCGCGUCCAGCUGUUGCAGCUCGGCCGCCGCGGCGUCGUACCCUCCGGCAUGGGCCCGCUCGAGAGCUGGUUCGGCACCAUGCAGCCCGCGAGCGGAGGAGCGAGGUCCUCGCACCCGCCGGGCCUGGAUGACCCCGCCAUCGCUGCGAUCCAGGGGCCUGGCGGUCGCGGUGGCCGCGCGCAGGCGGCCGGCAGCUUUGGCGACGGCUUUGGUUUUGGCGGCGGAAUCGGUGGACGUGGCCUCGGACGUGGAACGCGCAACAUUGGCCUCAGGCGGCAGCCCGAAGGACCUGUCGACCCAGCAAUCGCAGAGCAAGGACGCAGCAGGGAGAACUUUGGUGGUCAGAUGGGCAAGUUCUCAGUGCGCGCGCCUGGAGACCGUGGCAUGAGGCUGGGCGGCGAUGAGGCGCCAAAGGGCCGCGACCGCCCUAACGGCGAGGCAUCCUCACGCAGGCCUCCUGGCUUUGGCGGCCGUUUCGACGACGACGCCGAGCCGGCAUGGAUGAGCGACGGUCCAGCAUCCAGCGCGACUGCAUUGGAAGACCCAGCAAUCGCCGGCGCCAGCUCGUCCGGGGACCCGUCCGAUCCUUUGAUCAAGUUUAUCCCAGGCGAGGACAUGAUUGCUGCGCACAAGCGCGCAAUGAAGAACCGCGGUGGACCAGGAGCAGGAGGAGACAACUGGCGCGGUGCUGGCGACAAGCCGCUCGUGUCGUUCUUUGGCGGCGCACCAGCACCCGCUGCGCCCGCAGCCCCUGCCAAGCCCAAGGAAGUCAACGUCGCCAGCUACUUCAAGCACCGCGUAUUCGACGACGACGAGGCCGCGCAGAAGAAGGAGGAGCCCGAGCCCGAGACAAACGCAUUCCAGAGCCGUUUCCAGCGCUUCUUCAACUCGGGUGCCGCUGGCGGCCCCAUGCCUCCUCCGCAGUCGACCAGCCCCGCCAACGUUCCGCAGCAGCAGCAGUUGCAGCAGCACCAGUCGGUCCCCCAGCCCCAGCACCAACAACGACCAUCCGAGGCCCGCUCCCCGCCCCCGCACGACAUUAUCACGUCUCCUCAGCAGGCAUCACCCGCUGGCCCGCCUCCGGUCGAUGACCGCAUGGCCAUGCUCAUGGGAAUGCUCACCACCAAAGGUCCGAGCCCGGCUCCUCGCCCCAACUCGACGGAAGCGCGUCCCCAGUUCCAUGGGUACAAUGGGCCAGCACCGCCCGGUCUUGGCCCGGUGACUCCCCAGCCAUUGUCACCGCACGGACCCCCAUCGCACCCCAUCUCUCCUCAGAACGCUCAGCGCUCGCCCAACGUCGAGUUCUCUGGCCAAGACUAUCUCAGCUCACGUGACCCUCGUGACCACCAACUUGCCGAGCAACACGGCAUGCUCCCUCAGCACUAUGGUGGCGGCCCUCCUCCCGGCGUCGACCCCCGCUACCCUUACCCUCCUCAGCAGCAAGGUCCCCAGCAAGGCUACCGCCCAUCCAUGCGCCCCGGCGAGCUGCCUGCUGGCCCCCGUCCAUUCUUUGACGCUCGCGGCCCCCCACCUCCCCAAGACUCGCGCGGCCAGCUUCCUCCCGACCUCCUCCAGCUGCUCAACCAGACUCCCCGCCCGCCCAUGGGUCCUGGACAGCCCAUGGGUCCCGGACAGCCCAUGCCUGGCCCGCCGAUGGGCAUGCUCCCUCCCCACCCGAUGCAGUUUGGCCCCGGUCCUCCUCGCGGCGGCCCAACUCCCGACGACCUCCUCCGCAGCCUCCAGGCUGGGCCAGGUGGCCCCACGUCCCCCGGCGGUGGCCCUCCCCCCGGCUACCUCCCCAUGCCGCGCCCGCAGCAGGGUGCUGGUGGCCCACCAGGCCCCUACCCUCCCCCGCCCAACAUGCAGCAGGGCUUCCUUCCCCCGGGACCCUUCCCCUUCCAACAGGGCCCGCCGCGUCCCAUGCCGCCUGGCGUGUUCAACGGCUCACCGAUGGCGCCGUACGGCCAAGGCCCGCCCGGCGGUGGUGGCGGCGGCAACCCCGACAUGCUCGCUGCGCUGCUCAACGGGGCCGCGCCGCGGUCCCACUAGCUGCGCAUGAGCACACACAACAAACAACGAGCCGCUGGCCUCGGCUCCGCUCCAACAACACAUGACUCCUCCGACUCUGGCACGCGCUAGCCUCCAUCCGUAUCGUUCCGUACCAUGCAUCUGUACCUCUGUAAAGUGCUCUAUCCCUGACCAGUGUACCGCUUCCUGCUCCAGGCGCGCCAUGUGUCGGCCCAGAUCUCGUGCUCGGCCGCGCCGCCCGCCCCGUCCCCGAGGCCGAACGGCGCGCCGACACCCUCGCCUUCCCUCCCGCGUCCGUCGGCACGGCCGCCAGCAGUGACAAUGUCGCAGAGGCUGAACAGGCCCGGCUCGAGCUCGCGCCGCACGGCAGUUGACAAGCCUGCCCACGGGUCGGCAGCUGCGCGCGCAUACGCCACAAGCAGGGCAGGCGCAUGCUUGGCCAACGGCCCUGCGAGGGUCCGCGCCGGGGCGUCGCCCGUCGUCGGCAGCUUGGCCGUGGCGAGGUUCGUAAAUGCGCGCGCUAGCAGCGCGGCGUGUGCGGCUGCCGGGUCAUCAUCCCGGGGCUCGAUGGCGAGCCAGAACGGCUUCCGGGUCCCCUUUGUCCGCGCGCCACGCUUGCGCUGGAGGAGGGGGAAGAAGGCCGCGAGCACGCCCACCAGCGCAGGGAGGUGCGCGAGGGCGAUGUCGGCGCGAUGGCGCACAAGCGUGAUGAGCGGGCUGAGCGCCGCGGGCACGAGGUGCGGUGCGCAGGCGGCCGGCCUGUCGGAGGAGGGGACGAGCGCGGCCGCGAUAGCGGACAGGAUGAGCGCGCCGUCUGGGGCGCGGAGGAGGCCGGUGCGGUCGUCGACCAGCGCGGACAGCACGGCCAGCGCCUGCGCGAUCACGCCGACGCAGCCGCGCAUCGCGCCCUCUAGCGAGAGGAGGAGCGGGUGGAGGAGCGUCGCGAUCGCGCGGCCCGAGCCCUCGACCGGCGCCGAGACGAGCAGGGAGAUGGCGCGCAGCGCGCCCUCUGCUUCCGCGUCGCGCUGGCUGGCGACGAGGGAGGAGGCCGCGGUGAGCGCCGCAGUGAACGUCUCGCUGGUGAGCGUCUUGGCGUAGGACGCGAACGCCGUGUCCAGUGCUGUGUCUGAGGGAAACGUGGCGCGGAGGACGAUGAAGGCUGCGAGGACGGCUUCGGCCUCGGCCGAGGCCGAGAGGUCGAACGCGACGACUGCGAGCUCGGCGUCGCGCGUCCGCACAAUGGACGAGAGGAGGGCCGCUCCCGUCUUGUCGGACACUGGGGAGCCGAGCCAGGACGAGAAGCGCGCCAGCGAGCGCCAGGAGCGGAACACUUCGGCGUUGGCGGCCGGCGAGGCGAGCGCGCUCUCGACCACGGGGGCAAGUGCCGCCCGCGCGACGGCCUCCAGCUCGCCGAGCUUGGACUUGACGUCCGCGCUGAAGCGCUCAGCGUUGCCCGAGGCCACAAUGUCCUCGAGGAGCAGCGCGACGGCGCGCGAGCGCACAUCGGUGGGGUCCUUGAACGACUUGGACUUGAUCGCCUCGUCGAGCGUGGCGAUCAGAGGUGCGGGGUCGCGGGCGGCCAACUUGGCAAUGUGCUGGUAUGCAAGGUGCACCAGCGCGAGGGUCGCGUCGGCCAGCUCUGGAGAGGACGCCGAUUUCAACAGCUUCUUGACCACCUUGGCGUCGGUGAGCGGGCCGUACACGUCGGCGCUGGCCAGCCUCGCCAGCCAGGUCCGGAUGGCCACCUGUGUCUCCGGCGAAGCGUCCUUGUCAACAGCGUAGGCUGCAUCCAGGAGCGCAGUACGCGCGCCCUUGGACAGCCACGCGGCGGGACAGGUAGAGAGGACGACGAACGCGCCGCGCGACUUGGCGGCGUCGACGAGCGCCUUGAGCAGCGCUGCGCGGAACGCAGGCAGCUCCCACGUGUCGGCGGAGGACAGGAGGCGCUGGAUCGCCGCGCCGACUGACAGACCCGGCUCGGCACCAGCGCGCGAGAUGACGAUGGAAACGAGACGCUCGAGCUGGGCAGGUGUGGCGGUCACGUCGAGCGGCGCGAGCCCACCCUGCGCGACGAUCGUCCACGCUGCUGCGGCGAGCGUCUUGUCCGUAACGCCCGCCUCGCGCCCUGUCCACGCGCGCUUCGGUGACGCGUCGAGCGCGUGCAGCAGGGCGUCAACGGACGCGGCGCGGUGCGCGUCUUCGUCGUGGGCAAACAGGGAUAACCGGGUGUACAGGUAGUGUGUAAUCUCAAGCUGGAGCUCUGGCACGACUCCCGGCGCCUCAAGCAGACCGCACAGCGCGCCCACGUCCAGCCCGUACUCCGCUUUGCGGUGGAGGAGGCCGGCCGAGCGCGCGACGCGGAGGCGAGCAGCGAAGGCGAGGUCGCCGGCGAUAUCCCGCGCGCCAACGUCCGACUUGCGCUUCUUCUUCGGCGCGUCGGCAUCACCAGCCGCCGCGGGGAUCUCAGCGUCGGCGAACGCACGCGCCGCGGCGCCGAUGGCCGCCUCGACGUGCUCGACGCCUGGGCGCGCACGCGCGCCGGCAUCAAGCAC